CUUAUUGAUCCAGAAGGUGGCUAAUUAGCCCUUCCCGUCGUGCCUGGGUAAUGAGGCACAUGCGCACUGCACUAAUCAGCCAUUUUUUGCAGGAAACUAAUUAGCAGAAUAAAGAUCCAAAGAGUUUGCUCCCCUCCCGGUCGCAGAGCCGCGCGCCGGCGCUUCCUCCUCCUCCUCCGGCCGCCCCGAGACGCCCGAGACCGGACCCGGACCGCGCCGGAGCCCUGCCCUCGCCUCCGCCGCCCGCCCGCCUCCCCUCCCUCCCUCCCUUCCUCCCUCCCGGCCACGCCGACGAUGCCGCUGCUGCCGCGGCUGCUCCUGGGCGGCGGCGGUAGCGGCAGGAGCACCGGCAGCAGCAGCAGCGGAGGAGGAGGAGGAGGCGGCGGAGGAGAAGGAGGGAGAGGCGCCAGGGCUCCGGCCACCGCCGCCGCCGCUCCUCCUCGGCUCUUCCCCGCCUCCGCCUCGUCCCGAAGCCGCCAAAGCCAAAGCCGCCUCGGAGCGCGCCGUUCCCGCAGCCUUCAUGGGAUCUGUGGCUUCCCCGCCGCCGCCCCCCGGGAUUAAGCGCCUCGCCGCCGGAGUCGCAGCCCAAGACAACAACGCCAACGCCGCCGCCGGAGGGGCCGAGGAGGAGGACGAGGAGGACGCCAACGCCCGCCAGCGCCGCCGCCGCGUCCAAGUCGUACUGGGUGCAAUGAGUGCUCCACGCAUUCCAUGCCAUGGAAGGCUGUGACUCACCCGUCACCUUGGGGAAGGACAAUGGGUGUGCUCUCCCUCAGCACCAGCAAUGGACUGAACUUGGUAGCUCCCACCUCCCUGGUAUGGCUGCCAGCAUGGAGCCACCUGCAGUGGAGAGCCACGGAGCCCUAGACCAGCGGCGGGGCCCUUUCCGAGAGCACUCCCCUGGAAGCACUGCUGGCCCUGCUCCUACUAGCCCCGGUGCGGAGCUGGCCGGCCAGGAGGUCAGCUGCAACGAAUGCUCUGCCUCUUUCAUCAGCUUGCAGGGCUACAUGGAGCAUCAUUGUCCAUCCAGCGCCCGUCCGCUUGUCCCCCUGCAGAAGGACUGUGGGAGCGAGACUGGCGAGGAGGGGGAGGAGGAGAGCGACGAUGUGGAGAACCUGGCUGGGGAGAUUGUCUACCAGCCAGAUGGCUCGGCAUACGUUGUGGAGAGCCUCAGCCAGCUGAUCCAGAGUGGAGGGCUGUGGGGGGCUGGCCACGGCGGCGGGGCGCUUCCCCCUCUUUUCACGAACUCCAUCCCUAGCCCAGGGGGCAAGCAAGGCGAGGCCACGGCUGCUGCCCCCACCCCCGCCUACCCCCAGAUCAUCAACACUUUCCACAUAGCCUCGUCCUUUGGGAAGUGGUUUGAGGGCUCAGAGCCGGCCUCCCCAAAUACCUCAGCCCUGGCAGGGCUCAGUCCUGUCUUGCACAGCUUCCGUGUUUUUGAUGUGCGCUACAAAAGCAACAAGGAUUACCUGAACAGUGAUGGUUCUGCCAAAAGUUCCUGUGUAUCCAAAGAUGUUCCCAACAAUGUGGACCUGUCCAAGUUCAAUAGCUUUGUGCUGUAUGGGAAGCGGAAGCCCAUCCUGAUGUGUUUCUUGUGCAAACUCUCCUUUGGGUAUGUCCGCUCAUUUGUGACCCAUGCGGUGCAUGACCAUCGAAUGACUCUGAGCGAGGAAGAGCGGAAAAUUCUUAGCAAUAAGAAUAUCUCCGCUAUCAUCCAAGGGAUAGGCAAAGACAAGGAACCCCUUGUAAGCUUUUUGGAACCAAAAACCAAAAACUUUCCACGUCCUUUAGUUUCCACAGCAAACCUCAUAGGCCCUGGACACAGUUUCUAUGGCAAAUUCAGUGGGAUACGCAUGGAAGGGGAGGAGGGUGCCCAGGUUGGGGCUGCCAGUGGAGCAGAACAGCCCCAGUCUGGCCGCUUGGCCCCUGGGGGCCUCUUGAACCUUGGAGGGCUAACAAGUUCAGCUUUGAAGACACCAAUUACCUCAGUUCCCCUUGUCCCACUGGCCUCUAGCCCACCUGUUUUUUCUGAGGGGAAGAACCCUGGGGGGGUGGCAGACCUAGAGAAACAAGAGCCUGCUAACCAGCACAGCCCCUCAGAGAAAGCAGAGCCAGCUGGGGAGGAGGAAGAGGAAGAGGAGGAGGAGGAAAUAGAGGAGGAGGAAAUGGAGGAAGAGGAGGAAAUGGAGGAGGAGGAAGAGGAAAUGGAGGAGGACAUGGAGGAGGAGGGGUGCAAAGGGCUGUUUGCAAGCGAGCUGGAGGAUGACCUGGAGGAGAGGCCUCCCGAAGAGUCUGGGUCGGUGGCAGGCUGCAGUGGCAGCAGUGGCGGCAGCCCAAAGGACCUUGCUCUCUCAAACCAAAGCAUUUCUCCCUUAAUGCCUAACGUGCUUCAGGCUCCGUCCCACGGCACGGCUUCUUCUAAUUCUGCUUCUUCCUUUGUCUUUGAUGGUGCAAACAGGAGGAAUUGUUUAAGCUUUAACAGUGAAGGCAGUGAGGGCCGCAGGAGGCUGGACUUCAGCAAUGAAAGUGCCAAUAGAGACAAUGCCACAGUAGCAGAACCAAAUGAGAGUGUUGAGGGCGAGGACGGGGUCUAUGUCUCCCAUCACCAGCACAUGGGGCCACUCUGUGAACUCGGGGAUGGGGAGUGCCCCUCGGGGAGUGGCGUGGAGUGCCCCAAGUGUGACACGGUCCUGGGCUCCUCGCGGUCGCUUGGCGGCCACAUGACCAUGAUGCAUUCACGAAACUCAUGCAAGACACUCAAGUGCCCCAAAUGUAACUGGCACUAUAAGUACCAGCAGACGCUGGAGGCUCACAUGAAGGAGAAGCACCCGGAGCCUGGGGGCAGCUGCUCCUACUGCAAAAGUGGGCAGCCUCAUCCGCGGCUCGCACGGGGUGAGAGCUACACCUGUGGUUACAAACCCUUCCGCUGCGAGGUGUGUAACUACUCCACUACUACCAAAGGCAACCUCAGUAUUCAUAUGCAGUCUGACAAGCAUCUCAACAACAUGCAAAACCUGCAGAACGGAGGCGGGGAACAAGUUUUCAGCCACACUGCUGGAGCUGCUGCAGCUGCAGCGGCGGCAGCGGCAGCCGCUGCAGCAGCAGCAGCAGCAGCAGCCGCAGCCAAUAUGGGGAGUAGCUGUCGGGCCCCCUCCCCGACUAAACCAAAAAGCAAACCUACCUGGCGGUGCGAGGUGUGUGACUAUGAGACAAAUGUGGCCAGGAACCUUCGCAUCCACAUGACCAGUGAGAAGCACAUGCACAACAUGAUGCUGCUCCAGCAGAACAUGAGCCAAAUGCAGCACAACCGCCACCUGGGCCUGGGCAGCCUGCCUGCUGAGGCAGAGCUGUACCAGUACUACCUGGCACAGAACAUGACCCUGCCCAAUCUGAAGAUGGACAGCCCAGCUUCAGAGGCGCCGUUUGUGAUGGGCAGCUUCCAGCUGGACCCCAGCAAUACCAUCGCCUCCAUGACCCCAUCUCUAGACAAAAAUUGCACGUAUGCACAAGGGCCAGAGGUGGAAUUACAAAGAGCUGCUUUCAGAUGUCCUAAAUGUUGUUGUGCAAGUCAAGAAAACAGGAAUGAGAUAGAGCUGAAAAUAGAAACCUUUAAUGUUGAAGUAAACAGAAGGAAGAUUGUGUCAACUGUGCUUAGAAAUGUGGGUGGAGAGAUUCCCUUGGACAUGCGGCUUGGGGGUGGGCAGCUGGUCUCUGAGGAACUCAUGAACCUGGGGGAGACCUUCACGCAGACCAACGACCCCUUGCUGAAACUCUUCCAGUGUGCCGUGUGCAACAAGUUCUCCACGGACAACCUGGACCUGCUGGGGCUGCACAUGAACAUGGAUCGCAGCCUGCCAGAGGAGGAGUGGAAGGUAGCAGCGGGGGACUCCUACCAGUGCAAGCUGUGCCGCUACAACACACAGCUCAAAGCCAACUUCCAGCUUCACUGCAAGACUGACAAGCAUGUGCAGAAAUUCCAGCUGGUGGCCCACAUCAAGGAGGGGGGCAAGGCCAAUGAGUGGAGGCUCAAGUGUGUGGCCAUCGGGAACCCGGUGCACCUGAAGUGCAACGCCUGUGACUACUACACCAACAGCCUGGAGAAGCUACGACUGCACACCGUGAACUCCAGGCACGAGGCCAGCCUGAAGCUCUACAAGCACCUUCAGCACCACGAGAGCGGCAUCGAAGGAGAAGGCUGCUACUACCACUGCAUCCUCUGCAACUACUCCACCAAGGCCAAAUUGAACCUCAUUCAGCAUGUGCGCUCCAUGAAGCACCAGCGCAGCGAAAGCCUCCGGAAGCUGCAACGCCUGCAGAAGGGCCUCCCGGAGGAAGAGGAGGAGCUGGGCCAGAUCUUCACCAUCCAGAAGUGCCCUGUGCCUGAUGCGGAGGAGUUCACUGAAGAUGCCGAAGGACCUGGAGAGGCCGCCACGGACCCAGAAGAGCCUGCAAAAGACCCUGAGAACACAACAGACCAGGACCAGGUCAAAUGGACAGCACAAGUUGCCCAGGCUGACAAGGAGCUGACAGAGGCCCCAGCAUCGUCCAAGCGCAUUCCGCUUCCUCGGCGCUCUGAGUCCCCCGUCACCAAAUGGCCCAGAACAUCAGAUGAGACAAAGCUGGAGCAGGUGUACCAGUGUCCCUACUGCAAGUACUGCAACACCGAUGUGAACCGGUUGCGGGUGCACGCCAUGACGCAGCACUCCGUCCAACCCAUGCUCCGAUGCCCACUCUGCCAGGACAUGCUCAGCAACAAAAUCCACCUGCAGCUGCACCUCACUCACCUGCACAGCGUGUCCCCAGACUGCGUGGAGAAGCUCAUUUUAACGGUGACAACGCCAGAGGUCAUGAUGCCCAGCAGCAUGUUCAUCCCAGCUGCAACACCAGAUCGGGAUGGGAAUGCCAGUACGGAUGAGCCAGCCAAGCUGUCCGAGACCUCAGAUGACCUUGGCAAAGCCCUGCUGCUGCCGCCGCCACUUUCUGAUCUGCCAGUGCGUGAGGGAGAGUCAAAAGUGCCAGACCAAGCCUUGGCCAGGGAGGAGGUGGGGUUCCUCUGCUGGAAGAAGGGUUGCAGCCAGACCUUCAAGAGCUCCACUUCCCUCCAGGCCCACUUCAAUGAAGCGCACUCCAAGCGGCCCCAGCUCCCCGUCUCUGACCGGCACGUCUACAAAUACCGCUGCAACCAGUGCAGCCUGGCCUUCAAGACCAUUGAGAAGCUCCAGCUGCACUCCCAGUACCACGUGAUCCGUGCAGCCACCAUGUGCUGUCUCUGCCAGCGCAGCUUCCGCACUUUCCAGGCCCUCAAGAAGCACCUGGAGAGCAGCCACCUGGAGCUGAGUGAGGCGGAUAUCCAGCAGCUGUACAGUGGGCUCCUGGUCAAUGGGGACCUCUUGGCCAUGGGGGACCCCUCACUGGCUGAAGAGCAUGGCCUGCUGGCUGAGGAGGACAGGGAGGAGGAGAGCGAUCCUGAGGACAAGCAGAGCCCCACAGGGAGUGACUCCGGCUCCGUGCAGGAGGACUCCGGCUUAGAACCAAAGCGGGCUCUCCCUUUCCGAAAGGGGCCAAACUUCACUAUGGAGAAGUUCCUGGACCCAUCCCGCCCCUACAAGUGCACCGUCUGCAAAGAAUCCUUUACCCAGAAAAACAUUCUUCUUGUCCAUUACAACUCCGUUUCCCACUUGCACAAGCUGAAGCGAGCCCUCCAGGAGUCCAGCACAGGUCAACUGGAGCCCACGAACAGCCCUGACAACAAGCCCUUCAAGUGUAGCACCUGCAGUGUGGCCUACAGCCAGAGCUCCACUCUGGAGAUCCACAUGCGCUCGGUCCUCCACCAGACCAAAGCACGGGCGGCUAAGCUGGAGGCAGUGGGGGGAGGCGCCACAGGGGGAAUGGCCGGUGGCGGUGGUAGCAUCUCCAUGGGCUCCUCCAGCCCAGUGAGCACAAGUUCCGUCUCCACCGCCACUACUGCCCCGGCUGUGGCCCCAACAUCCUUUGCUACAACCCGCACAAGCAACGCCAGUGCAGCACCCGUCCCAAGCCCACUCAGCCAAGUCUCCUGUGACAGCACGGGCAUCCCUCCGCUCAGUACACCCCUCAGUGCCAGCACCGCCCCUGCCACCACCUCCAGCUCAUCCAUUGAGCCCAAAGAAGUAAACCGAAAGAAGUUGGCCGACAUGAUUGCCUCCCGGCAGCAACAACAGCAGCAGCAGCAGCAACAGCAGCAAGCACAUACCUUGGCACAGGCACAGGCCCAUGUUCAGGCACAGCUUCAGCAAGAACUGCAGCAGCAAGCGGCUCUUCUGCAAUCCCAGCUUUUCAACCCAGCGCUCCUGCCCCACUUCCCAAUGACCACUGAGACCCUCCUUCAGCUCCAGCAGCAGCAGCACCACCUCCUCUUUCCCUUCUACAUUCCCAGCACAGAGUUCCAGCUGAACCCAGAGGUGAGCUUGCCCCCCAUGAGUAGCGGCACAUUCACACUGACAGGGACUGGGCCCAGCCUGCUGGAGGACUUAAAAGUGCAGUUGCCCCAGCUCAGCCAUCCACAGAUUGUGCAGCAGCAGCAGCCACUCCCCCCACUGCAGCCACCCCACUGUGUCCUCCUCCAGCAGAGCCCACAUCUGGACAAGUGCAGCAAAGCCCCCGGGAAGGAGAAGUGCAAGGACAAUGAGGGCCAGAGGGAGCAGGCCAACAGGGAGAAGGAGGAGAGGGGAUCCCCUGGGAAGGAUACCAUACCAGACAUCUGCCUCAAGCCUAAAGACAAACCCAAAGAGCUGGCAGCGGUGGCGGCAGGAUCCUGGGAACCUUCCCUGCUUCCUCCCCGCAUAGCAUCAGAUGCACGGGGAAAUGCCACAAAGGCCCUGCUGGAAAACUUCGGGUUCGAACUGGUCAUUCAGUACAACGAAAACAAGCAGAAGGUGCAGAAGAAAGCAGGGAGGGCAGAGCCGGGAGACAACGUGGAGAAGCUGGAAUGCAACUCCUGUGGCAAGCUCUUUUCCAACAUCCUCAUCCUGAAGAGUCACCAAGAGCAUGUCCACCAACAUUACUUCCCCUUCAAGCAGUUGGAGAGCUUUGCCCAGCAGUAUCGGGAGCACUACGACCAGCUGUACCCACUACGGCCCCAGACGCCAGAGCCGCCGCCUCCGCCACUUCCGCCGCCUCCCCCACUGCCACCUCCUCCCCUGCCAGCUGCACCCCCCCAGCAGCCCCCCACGCCAACCAUCCCAGUCUCAGCUCCACCCAUCACCUCUCCCACUAUUGCACCAGCCCAGCCAUCCCUGUCCCUCACUCAGCUUUCUAUGCCUAUGGAGCUGCCUCUCUUCUCCCCACUGAUGAUGCAGACCAUGCCCCUGCAGACCUUGCCAGCCCAGUUGCCACCACAACUGGGUCCCGUUGAGCCUCUGCCAGCAGAUCUGGCCCAGCUGUACCAGCACCAGCUCACCCCGAGCCUUCUUCAGCAACAGCAGCAGCAGCAAAACAAAAGGCCUCGCACGCGGAUCACUGAUGACCAGCUCCGGGUCUUGAGGCAGUAUUUUGAUAUCAACAAUUCUCCAAGUGAGGAGCAGAUCAAGGAGAUGGCGGACAAGUCUGGCCUGCCCCAGAAGGUGAUCAAGCACUGGUUCCGAAACACCCUCUUCAAAGAGCGCCAGCGCAACAAGGACUCUCCGUAUAACUUCAGCAACCCCCCCAUUACUAGCCUGGAGGACUUGAAGGUGGAUUCCCGGCCUCCCUCCCCAGAGCCCCAAAAGCAAGAGUACUGGGGGAGCAAGAGGUCCUCUCGGACCCGCUUCACUGAUUACCAGCUGCGGGUCCUGCAAGACUUCUUUGAUGCCAACGCCUACCCAAAGGAUGACGAAUUCGAACAGCUCUCUAACCUGCUCAACCUCCCUACCCGGGUGAUUGUGGUGUGGUUUCAGAAUGCACGGCAGAAAGCCCGGAAGAACUAUGAGAAUCAGGGAGACGGGAAGGAUGGGGAAAGGCGAGAGUUGAGCAAUGACAGGUACAUCCGAACGAGCAACCUCAAUUACCAGUGCAAGAAGUGCAGCCUUGUCUUCCAGCGCAUCUUCGACCUGAUCAAACACCAGAAGAAGCUGUGCUACAAGGACGAGGAUGAGGAUGGCCAGGAGGACAGCCAGAAUGAGGAUUCCAUGGAUGCCGCAGAACUCCUGACCCCUACCAGCUCUUCUUGCAGCACCCCAAUGCCCUCGCAGGCCUACAGCACCCCCACACCUUCUGCCAAUGCUGCCUGCUCCUCCUCCUCCUCUUCCUCCUCUUCGACUUCCUCUUCCUCCUCAACUUCCUCCUCCUUGGCCUUCCUCCCUCAAGUCACCACUGAGGCUGAUGAAGAUCUCAUCACCUAUAGUUCUAAAGUGGAAGCAACCGAUGAGAAACCAAAGCAACCUGAACCUCCAAGUACACAGCAAAACCAAACUCCAGAGAAGCCAAUGCAACCAAAGCAGGAGGUGCUAGAGCAAGGAGAAGCCAAGACUGGCUCUGGGCACCCAAAGGCCUCCCCACCCCCCCUGCAGCAGCAGCCAACCCAGCCUCCACAGUGCACCCUGCCUCAGUCCAACCCUGAUCUAGCCCAGCUCUCUCACCUGCCUCUUAAGCCCCUGCACACCUCAACGCCGCAGCCGCUGGCCAACCUGCCUCCUCAGCUCAUCCCUUACCAAUGUGAUCAGUGCAAGCUAGCCUUCCCCUCCUUCGAGCACUGGCAAGAGCAUCAGCAGCUUCACUUCUUGAGUGCCCAGAACCAGUUCAUUCACCCCCAGUUCCUGGACAGGACUCUUGAGAUGCCUUUCAUGGUCUUUGACCCCAGCAACCCGCUUCUGGCCAGCCAGCUGCUCUCUGGGACCCUAUCUCAGCUGCCCCUUAGCUCUGCCACCUCACCCUCCACUCCAACCUCCACUGUCAGCUCCCUGAAGAGGAAGCUGGAGGAGAAGGCCAGCGCCAGCCCUGGGGAGAAUGACAGCAGCACCGGCGGGGAGGAGCCGCAGAGGGACAAGCGUCUCCGGACCACCAUCACUCCAGAGCAGCUGGAGGUCCUGUAUCAGAAGUACCUGCUGGAUUCCAACCCUACCCGAAAGAUGCUGGAUCACAUUGCUCAUGAGGUGGGCUUGAAGAAGCGGGUGGUGCAGGUCUGGUUCCAGAACACCCGGGCCCGGGAGCGGAAGGGGCAGUUCCGGGCCCUGGGCCCUGCCCAAGCUCAUCGGCGGUGCCCCUUCUGCCGGGCACUCUUCAAAGCCAAGACAGCACUGGAAGCACACAUCCGCUCCCGGCAUUGGCAUGAAGCUAAGCGGGCUGGCUACAAUUUGACCCUCUCUGCCAUGCUCUUGGAUUGUGAUGGAGGACUCCAGGGUAGGGGGGAUCUCUUUGAUGGAGCCGGCUUUUCCCACCUGGUGACUCCCAGCGGCAGCAGCGAUGGCCAAGGCAUGCCCCUCUCCCCGGUGGGCAAGUCCCUGGAGCUCUCCCCUCGGGCCCUGCUGAGCCCGUCCUCCAUCAAGGUCGAAGGGAUGGAAGAUUUUGAGAGCCCCUCCAUGUCCUCGGUCCACCUGGGAUUCGAUCCAGGCAAGCUGGAUAAUGAUGACUGUUCCUCCGUCAACACAGCCAUCACAGACACCACUACAGGUGAUGAGGGCAACGCGGACAAUGACAGCACCACGGAAGCCAAGUGUGGAUUGGGACCGAGUGAGGGUCUGACCAAGGCCGCCAUGAUCGCUAUGUCGGAGUAUGAGGACAGGCUGUCUUCUGGCCUGGUCAGCCCAGCACCCAGCUACUACAGCAAGGACUAUGAUGAGGGCACUGUGGACUACAGUGAGACCUCCAGCCUGGCAGACCCCUGUUCGCCCAGCCCUGGCACAAGCGGUUCGACCGGCAAGUCCAGGGAGAGCGGGGACCGGCUGGGACAGAAGCGCUUCCGCACACAGAUGACCAACCUCCAACUGAAGGUGCUGAAGUUAUGCUUUAGCGACUAUCGGACGCCCACUAUGCUGGAGUGCGAGGUCCUGGGCAAUGACAUCGGGCUGCCCAAGAGAGUCGUCCAGGUCUGGUUCCAGAACGCUCGCGCCAAGGACAAGAAGGCCAAGCUCAGCAUGGCCAAGCACUUUGGCAUCAACCAGGCUAGCUACGAGGGUCCCAAGACCGAAUGCACUUUGUGUGGCAUCAAGUACAGUGCCCGCCUGUCUGUGCGGGACCACAUCUUCUCCCAGCAGCACAUUUCCAAAGUGAAGGACACCAUUGGCAGCCAGCUGGACAAAGAGAAGGAGUACUUCGACCCAGCCACAGUCCGGCAGCUUAUGGCGCAGCAGGAGCUGGACCGGAUUAAGAAGGCCAACGAAGUCCUUGGGCUGGCCACCCAGCCACAAGGCAUGUUUGACGGCUCCCCACUGCAGACGCUGAACCUCCCCUCCGCCUACCCAGCAACUCUUCAGGGUAUCCCACCCGUCCUUCUGCCCGGCCUCAACAGCCCCUCUUUGCCCGGCUUCACGCCCUCAAACACAGCUUUAACUUCACCCAAGCCCACCCUGAUGGCUCUCCCAGGCACAAGCGUCCCCUCGCCUGGGCUCCCCACCUCUGGAUUACCAAAUAAGCAGCCUUCGGCCACACCAAGCUCCCAUUCCCCAGCACAAGCCCCGGUGGCGGUAGCAGCCCCCCAGCCCACCCCUCGGAAGGACAAGGACAGUGAGAAGGUAAAAGAGAAUGACAAGGCCUCCAAGGGCAAGGGGGAGCCUCCGCCGGCUCCCAAGAAAGACAAAGCAGAGGCCCUGGCCCCCCCUGCUGGAGUGCUACCAACCAUGGAAUAUGCCUUGGAGCCUAGCCAGCUCCAGGCCCUGCAGGCAGCUCUGAAUUCGGACCCCACAGCUUUGCUGACGAGCCAGUUCCUCCCCUAUUUUGUCCCCGGUUUCUCCCCCUACUAUGCUCCCCAGAUUCCAGGGGCUCUGCAGAGUGGCUACCUCCAGCCCAUGUACGGCAUGGAAGGGCUGUUUCCCUACAGCCCCGCACUCUCGCAGGCCCUGCUGGGCUUGAACCCAGGGUCCCUCUUGCAGCAGUACCAGCAAUAUCAGCAGAGCCUGCAGGAAGCGCUGCAGCAGCAACAGAGGCAAGCACAGCAGCAGCAGCAGCAAAGGUUACUUCAGCCACCGCAGCCACCAACCCUGCCACAGCCCAAAGGAAGCCAAACCCCGGUCCCGCCAGGGGCUGCCACCCCAGGAAAGGAUCCUGCCAAAGAACCCCCCAAACAGGAAGACCAGAAAUCCACUCCCCAUGUGACACCCCCCCUCCUGCCCAGGCCCUUGGAAGAGCCUGAGGCAGAGCGCAGUGACGCUGUGGACCCCCUCUGUGACCCCUUCAUUGUCCCAAAGGUGCAGUACCGGCUGGUCUGCCGAAAGUGCCAGACGGGCUUCAGCAGCCAGGAGGCGGCCAACGACCACCAGAAGUCGUCCCUCUGCUCCUUCGGCCAGUCUGCGGCCAACUUGCAGGAGAUGGUGCUCCGUGUGCCAGCUCCAUGUGGCCAGGGUGGCGGCAGCAACCAGUACCAGUGCGUGGCGUGCGAGAGCACGGUGUGCGGGGAAGAGGCCCUCCGACAGCACCUCGAGUCUGCCCUGCACCGACACCGAACAAUCCCCAGAGCAGCAAGAAACGCCAAAGAGCACCCCAGCCUAUUACCUCACUCCGCCUGCCUCCCCGACCCCAGCACCGCAUCUACCUCGCAGCCUGCCGCUCUCUCACAUGCAGAUAGCCCCGCCUCGCCCCCCUCCUCUGCCGCCGCCGCCACCACAGCAUCAUCCUCCCACACCACCACCGCCUCCGCCUCCAGGAAAUCUUGGCCCUCAUCAGCCAGUGGCCAGGGGGCAACCCUUGGCAAGCCCACGCCUCCGCCUCCUCCUCCUCCUGCCUCCUCAUCUUCAACGGUUACCUCAAGUUCAUGCAGCACCUCAGGGGUCCAGCCCUCAAUGCCAACAGAUAAUAACUUUGUGGAGGAGCCCGACUCGGACCUUAGCCAAACGCUGGACAGGCCGGCUAGCCCGGCGAGGGAGGGGCCUGAGGGGCCGGUCUGCCCCUCCCAGGACAGCAGCGGCCUCACUGGCGCAGUAGAAAUGGACACCUUUAGAUUGUAAGCUUUGAAGAUGAACAAUUUAAACAAAAAUGAAUUUUAAAAAUAUUAACAAACCAAUUUCAAAAACAGACUAAUUGCAAUUCCAAAGCUUCUAACCAAAAAAAAAAGAAAAAGAAAAAAAGAAGAGCGGAGUGUGGGUUGUUUUCCCAUAUACCAAUGCCGGCAGAUUUUCCCCCAUGGCUUUCUUUCUUUGCGUUUUGGCCGUUGAGAGGCAGGCGGGACUGACCCAGUGGCAGGGGCCCUCUGCCCGCUCUAGCGCCUGCCUGCUUGUCCUUCUGUCUGUCCGUCUCUCCGUCUGUGGAGCUCCAUCCUCCCCUCUUUUCAAUACUACUACUAAUAAUAAUAACAACGCGCCCCCCAAGCCCCCUGAGAGCACAGCAGAGGCCGGCAUAACUGUAUGGGAAAGCAGACCACUUGUUACAGUUUUAGAUUUCUUGCUGUCUUAGCAUUCAGAAACCAAUGGCUUGCUAAAAGGAAAAAAAGAGAAAGAAAUGUAACGUCUUUUUAUUCUCAGGUCAAUUGCUCACACUUUGUUCGGUUUUCAGAAUCAUUGUUUUAUAUAAAUAUAUAUAUAUAUAUAUAUAAUUUCUUUUGGUUUUGAUUUUUUUUCUAAAAAGAAAAGGAAAAUUUUGUUGUUAAUUUAAAAAAAUGGGCAGUAAGUAUUUGUGAAAGAAACAAUGUGAACUGAGUUAGCUUUCUGGGGAUUUUAAGGGUAGCUUUUCUGCUGAAGCCAAUUUCAAGGGGGAAAGUUCAGCGCUCCCACUUUUCAAAACAAACAAACAAAGGAAACAACAGCAACAGCAACACACAAAGAGUGUUAUGGACUUGGAGCUUAAACAUAAGUUUUAAACCAACUGACUUUCUGUAUUUAUGAUAGAUAUGACCAUUUUUGGUGUUGAGUAGAUUGUUGCAUUGGAAAUGAACUGAAGCAGUAUGGUAGAUUUAAAAGAAGAAGAAGAAAAAAGAACCCUUUUGUGUACAUUUAGCUUUUGUAUGGUCAGCUGACGGCUUCUCAUUUGGUGUUGUCUUGUCCAUUCCUAGCCAGGUAGGAUCCGGCCCACCGACGCGCCGCCUAGGCUUUUCCAACCCUUUGUACCUGACCCCUCUUGCCUCUUGUACUCUUCCACUUCCGGUCGCUGCCUUCCUUUCUUGGAGGGCAGACGCAGAAUUAUUUUAUAAAAACUAAAGAGAAAAAAAACUCAAAAGGUUUCCAAGGGGUCAAUAGGAUCCCUUGCAGAAUAUUUUUGUUGGGGGUUCAAAACUUUUUAAGGUGUAUACAUGUCUGUUACCCUUGUGCACUUAACUCUGUCUUCUCCUUCUUCUCCGCCUUUGGUUUUCCUCUUUUGGACUUCCUUUCUUCGUUUUGUAAAUGCUUCAGAGACUCUGUUUUGGAAGCGUCUUUGGCCUUUGUUGGGGUAACUAGGGUGCACUUGUUCCUUUUCCAAGGAUUUGUCUGUUAUGUUUUUUCCCCUGCUUUGUUUGGUUUAUUCCUUUCCUAAAAAAAAAAAAAAGAAAUUCAUGCUUUAAAUAAAAUCCAAAGACAACCCUUUUCACCACUGGUGCAGAAUGAGCAAAAAGGAUUCUUUCGACUUCAGGAUUUCUUUCCGGUUUCAGCCGCAAGACUCAGUUUGAAGGACACAAAGGGGUGGGUUCCCUGGGUGCCUCCUGUCCCCCCCAAAACCCAAAGGCAAUGUGUCCUGAGCGCCCCAUGGGUGGGGGAGAUGCAGCACAAGAGGAUAGCCAGAGCCGGGGGGGGGGGGGGGGUCUUCCUCUGCUCCUCCCUUUUUUGUGAUAUCGACCCAGCUUGGGAAAUGGGGAGCAGGGGGUGGAGAGUCACUUCCUGGCCAGAAGCCCCGCUUCCUGCCCCUACCUAUGGGAACACCCCUCCCCUCCCACCCCCAUUUGCAUGCUUCAAAAGGGAACAUAGACUGUGAAUAAUCUGGGGAGGGGCUGCCUCUCCUGGUCCCUUUCUACAUAGCCGCUGGAAGGAGGGAGGGGUUGGCACCAGAUGGGACUGCAAGAGGCACUGGCUCUGCCUUCUCCCUCCCACACACCCACCCGCUGCCCCUUCCCUCCUAGCUAGGGCACUUCCUCCCACCCUUCUUGCCUUGAGCUCAACAAAAGACUUACUAUUGAACUGGGGUAGGCCUUUCUUGGGAAGAAGCGGGGAGGGAGAAAGGCAGAUAGGCCCCUUGUAGCAUAAGUGGCAAAGGCCUCCCCUUCAUAAAGACCCCUUUUCCUCCCUCGCUUGAGAUGAACAUUUUUAAAAAUCUUUAUAAAAUUGUACAGUUUUGGUUUCCAUUCUUUUAACUUGUUUGUAAUUCUAUGAAAAUAUAUAUAUAGAUAUAUAUUUUUUGCCAUUAACUGUUGUGCGUUACUCUGAACCAUAUAGGUUUUGUUUUGUUUUCAGUUCCCCUGCGUGGCAUCAGUUGCCAGUUGGACACCCGCUUUCCCCGUCAGGUUUGGUGGCCUGUUUUGCAUCCAUUCUGUUUCUGACUCUGCCCAGUGAGUUCAUGACUCUCACAAUCACCCUCCCUUUCUCCCUCCCUCCCUCCCUCCCUCUGAAGGGUGUUUCAGGGCAUCUCCCAACAUAUCCCUGGGGGUCUGGCUGCUGUCGGUACAGUCUCUCCCAGAGCCAAUGGAGAGAGCCAGGCCCCCCUGGAGCACAGGAGGGCUCUCCGACCAGCCCCCUCUCGACAGGCCCUCUUCCUUGGCCUUCACCCUGUGUCCUUUGUAGCCAGACUGGGGCCAAGGGGGAGAGAGGUGCUGGCCAAGGAGCACCUGCCACAGAGGACAUGCCAGCCACAACCAGGCGAGUGAGUUGAGGGGGGGUCCCAGCGGGUGGCUGGAUGGCGGGGGCUCUUUCUGGCCAGAGGCGGAAAAGCCAAUGGCCACUGGCCAGGCCAAGGGGCACUCUUGUGCAACCUAUGGGGCACUCAAGCUUUGACUGUUUCUCAUCUGCUCGGUUCGGUUGAGGGGCGCAGCUGGAUAAAACCGAAAGCAUAAAUGAGGUGAAGAGGUCUAUGAACAGCCUUUGCAAUGUACAAAAACUAGAGCAAGUGAAACCAAAAAAUGAUGUUCUUGGUGUUUUUUCUAUAAUGUAGUCUUGUUAGCUUUUUUUUUUUUGUUACUGUAAUGAUGCUGAUCUCGAACUGUACCAAAACAUUUUGGAGACGGACAAACAACAGAAAAACCACACAGAACUCUAAACAACAACAAGAUUUUGUCACAAAACACUUUGUUGUCAUAGUUAAGUUGAUUGUAGAUGGUAAUUGAAUAUACUCCUUUGAAAAUAUUUCAUCAAGUAUGUUUCCUGCUCAUUGUGAUACAUUAAAAAAACGAAAUGAGCAAAA
This is a messenger RNA of Anolis carolinensis (green anole), 15465 nucleotides long. It is a transcript of the gene zfhx3, whose product is annotated as zinc finger homeobox 3. The record is from RefSeq and is a predicted model, not a curated record. Bases 717 to 12113 code for a protein of 3798 amino acids. The transcript is spliced from 11 exons. NCBI's taxonomy places the organism in Eukaryota, Metazoa, Chordata, Lepidosauria, Squamata, Anolidae. Gene Ontology annotation, molecular function: RNA polymerase II cis-regulatory region sequence-specific DNA binding; DNA-binding transcription factor activity, RNA polymerase II-specific; zinc ion binding. Gene Ontology annotation, biological process: regulation of transcription by RNA polymerase II; regulation of neuron differentiation. Gene Ontology annotation, cellular component: nucleus.